Aspergillus melleus is the source of this 777-nucleotide messenger RNA. RefSeq lists its product as uncharacterized. The coding region runs from base 1 to 777 and encodes 258 amino acids. The record is from RefSeq and is a predicted model, not a curated record. The transcript is spliced from 2 exons. Lineage: Eukaryota; Fungi; Ascomycota; Eurotiomycetes; Eurotiales; Aspergillaceae.
AUGGGUUUUGGCGGCGUGGUUCUUCGCUUCUUUAACCUAGCCAUUCGCGUGCUCCAGUUUUUGGACGCCGCCGUCAUCCUCGGCAUCUUCUCCUACUUCCUCGCCGUCCAAACUCGCCAUGACCAGACCAUCCCGCAGUGGAUGAAAGCGACCGAGGGUCUGUCGGGCGCUGCCACCCUCUAUGGUUUACUGGGAAUCCUCUUCACCUGCUGUCUGGGGGGAGUCGCCUUCUUUGCCUUUCUGGCUGUCGUGCUCGAUGUCUGCUUCGUGGGUGCCAUGGUGGCCAUCGCCGUGAUGACGCGUGACGGCACCCAGAAGUGCUCCGGUAACGUGAAGACCCCUCUCGGGUCAGGCGACAGCAACGACGAGUCGGCCUCAAACGUGACCUACGGUUUCAUCUGUGAAUUGCAAAAGGUUGCAUUUGCUGUCUCGAUUAUUGGAAUCUUCUUCUUCCUGGUCUCGAUCCUCUUCCAGGUGCUUUAUGCACGACACCACAAGCGUGAGAAGCGCUUCGGUCCCUCGCCGGCGAACGGAUACACCUACGGCACCCAGGGCAAGAGCCUCUUCCGUCGCAACAAGAAGAACAACCCUGAAACCGGCAGCGGCGACGACAUUCUCCCGGGCCAUCCCACGCCCCACGAUGUGGAAAUGGGUACCCCUGAAGAAAAGCCAGGUCUUCUGGGCCGGAUGUUCUCCCGGAAGAAGACGGCUACCAAUACUCCCGCACCGACCACCGGCUAUGGCUACGGCAAUUCUGCCUACACCGGCAACUACUAG